Nematostella vectensis (starlet sea anemone) is the source of this 2837-nucleotide messenger RNA. RefSeq lists its product as uncharacterized. Bases 122 to 1897 code for a protein of 591 amino acids. Lineage: Eukaryota; Metazoa; Cnidaria; Anthozoa; Actiniaria; Edwardsiidae. The record is from RefSeq and is a predicted model, not a curated record. The transcript has 2 exons.
GUCCUUUUCGUGGAUACCUAUAUCCGGAUGUUUUUCUAAUGGCUAAAAUGGUCAAUUAAAAACUUCCUUUAGCACGUGCGUGUAUCUUUAUAUUGCUUAAUUACUUCUAAGAUUUCGACCAAUGGACAAGCAGAAUUAUAUAUUGGGGGUCAACACUCGAAAUGCACCACCUCGCCUAAAACUUUUUCCAGUUUGCACAAGAAAGACGACGGAACAGUACCUGGUUCCUACAGAACAAGUUACAAAUAUGGAGAGAACGGAAAAGUCAAGAAAGACAUCAAGGCCAGUUAGUGAAUUGAUAACAAUCUUUGAUUUUCAGGAGAAAGAUCGUCAAACGGAACAAAGAAAAAGCGGGCCAUCAAAGGGAAAAGUUUCGUUGAAGCUUGAAAAAAAUAUCUUACCGGCAACUCAGUCAAAACAGGCAAGGGAAAGCGAGGAGAAAACUCAAAAGAAAAGCGGUGGUGACACACAGGCAGAUGAAAUGAUCACUAUAACUUUAAGACCCCAAAAAUCAGAAAAAGAAGUCGAUGCUUCGUCCGAAAGAGCCUCACAGGAUAACAAAGUCCGCAAAUCAAAGAUAAAAACAGAAGAGUUGAAGGUUCCUAAGGCAUUAGAACGAGAGGUCGAGCAUGCAAAGACAAGCAAAAAAGACGAAGGCAAAGAAGAAUGUGGGACCAUCGACGAUUGUGUUGAACGCAAAAAGCUUCCAAUUGACUGUUCAUUAGCAGAGCUACGUCGAGAAAUGCAUUCCUUACGCAAGCAAGACUUGGAGCUGAUGAGCCAGCUGCUAGCCCUCAACUCCAGCAUACAGAACUUCAAGCUCGAGAAGUCCACUUCGCUCUCCGACCUCUCCGACGUGUCAGAAGCCGACACCAUAGCAACCACGAACACCGACACGACCAUGCAACCAUACGACGACCGAGCAACAAAAUGGAGCCUGGGUUCUGACGGAAGCGAAUAUGACGAAAGCAACAGCAGCGUGAGAACGAGGCCUGAAGGGAAGCAGCAAGCGUGGCAGAAUCGAGAGAGCCUGGGAUCGGAGGUGAGCGGGUAUUACAGCUACAGCGCAUCUCCAUACGGCAGCGACUCCUCGCUGAAUGGCGUCGACAGCUGUAUCGAAGAUACCGAGAACGAUAACUCACUUCCGUCCAACUAUCAAUUCUACGCCGGAAAUGACGUCAAUCCGCAGCUGUAUGUUCCAGAUCCAAUCAACAUGCAUACCGGAAAUAAACACUCGCUUCCUGUGUACAGCGGAAGUAAUUGUGCUCUCCCGUCAAAUUACCAUUAUGGCAGUGAUCACAUGAGGUACGGCGUCGAAAGCCCGAGGUCUUUGUCUCCAGAUAUCAACCAUUCUCGUCAACGCUCAUGGUCUCGAAGAGAACCCCUCCAGAGCAAUGAAAAAACCGGAAGUGACCCCUCACUUUGCACGAGGUACAGGCAAGAUAUACUUCCUGUUCACAAUAACAGCCAAUCAUAUCACGUCCACGACGAAGCCAGGAACAAGAGGAGGAUGUACGUCAACAAGAGUCGUCGACAUAGCGCUAUGACUAUCACUUCCGGUGGGUACCAGUCCUCUAGCAGUCUGUCGUGUAGCGGAAGUGAUUAUUCCUUGUACGGAAAUGACGCGAGUAGUGACGAAAACGGCCGAGCGACUCCGCCACUUCCGCCGCAGAGAAUGCAGAAAUGGCAGCGCUCGAAAAGUACCACCAAUCUUGCUUCCCCUACCAUCCAGAGGACCAUUCGAGUGGACCUGCGGAAAAACGUCCCCGCCAUCGAGCUGGUCCUUCCCAUUCAGCCCGUCAGAAGAGCGUCCAAUGUGCGCAUGGCAGAGACGCGACCGCUGGACAGGAUGAACGGUAUGAGUACGAUGAGCAAAAGGCAGAGCAUGAUUUGGUGAAUAGGUGAUCGUAGGCUCAGAACAAGAGAAGAGCUGCUAGAUAGGGCAGGUUAGUCGAGAUGGAAAAAAAAGAUUGCACAUAAUUAUAAAAGACAAGUUCUGUUAUGCAAAUACAUCUCAAUUAACUUACCAAUAUCCUUAGAAAAAAUAAUUAGAACAUUUGGAGUGUAGCCAGCUUAAGCGAGACCAUACCCUUUAACCCGCCAUUACCCUACACAUAAAAGUUAAGUUCUAAAGGGAUAUUAAACAAUUCCGCAGCUUGGUCGUGUAUGAUAUUUUAAGAUGAGAGGAAUGAAUGACGAGGAAACCCUUAAAGGAAUCAUGCGGGUUUAUUCAAGCUGGCUUUCGCUUCACGGCCCUUCAGCCAUUAGAAUGAGGAUUUGUUGGCUUAGUUAAAGUGUCUUUCCCAGCAAAAUACUAAGUAUUACAGCAUUAAUUAAUUUCAUCGUAUGAUUGGGGGCAGUAAUUUCGAAAUUUCCGACUGAGGUUGGCUGAUAACGUAUAAAACUUAAUUUUCCCGAAAAUUUGUCCUCCAAUUUUUUAUGAAAACCGAUGAAGACAAAUACAAAUAUGCGGCUGACAAGGUUAUUUAAAGAGCCAAUAAAAACGACCACAAGACAAUGGUCUUGCUCUAUAGAUGAAUCAAAUAUACAUAUAUAAAAAUAUUACUGACGAAGAGCUUGGAAAUAAGGUUGAAUAUGAGGUUUAUGCAAACCCUGUUUAAAGUCAAUGUGGCUAAAACCUUAUACACCCGGACGGAGACUAACACAUAUAGACAAGGACUCCCUAGUCUGCAUUUUACUAAAAAUAUCGAGAAUACACUACUUUUAGCAUAUGCUGUGAUGUGAAAUUUACCAAAAUAUCCAUUAUAAUCAGUUUGAUUAGAUUACUUGUGUACUACUCCAUUUGAUUAUGGUGAAUUAAAUUGAUUUUAUGAUUA